GGAACUACAAUGAUCAACAUUGCGUUCACUAGCGUUUGCUACUAUCGACUGACUAGAGUGAUAAAGGUCAUGAUAAACACGAUAAAUGAAACGUAAAGUACAUCGCAUUCGCGGUUACCGCAUACUAUAAGUGCGUGUUUGAGUGCGUAUUCGCAAGGGAUUCGCUUUAAAAAUAAAGAAUCGACCAUAUAUAUAGCUGGAACAGCGCUCGCGACAGCGCGAUUAUGUGCAUGUGGCUCUGAAAAUGAAUAUUGUUGAAUAUUGUUUGUAACAAAUAAGUGUAUAAUGUACAGCGUUUUUCUCCUGUUGCUUGUUUUGGCUCUGCGAACACAUGGAUUAACUUUGGGCGAUGUUCAAUGCACCUAUGUUUACACACUAAAGUAUCAUCAAAGUGCGGACUUUUAUAAUGUAGUCGAGUACAAUUCUUCAAUUAGCGAUUGCACCAUUGAAGACGUUCCUGAUAUUAUCGAUUUUGUUGUCGUACAGCAUGAAAGAAACAAGCCCAUGACUUCUUUGAAGAUAAACUUUACACUUCCUAAAAGAGAAUGUCGAUAUGGAGUAGCAUUGUUCGUUGAUUCUUCAGUGAAAGACGAAAGGGAAUGUGAAAACUAUGAAUUUGAAAAAGCCGGUAACAUUAAUUUACAAGUACAUACUGUUGAGAAGAACUUGUGUUUUCUCAGAAACAUGAAUGAACUUGUGAAAUAUAAUGAAAAUUCGAUCAGAUUCUUACAUGAGGAUAAUAUUGAUCUGUGGUUCAGCAAUAUCUUUACGGGAUGUUAUACAGUUCAGUUUCAUUUAGGUGGGCAGAAAUAUGUAACAGGCAACCAUGUAUUUAUAAAAACAUCUGAUCGAGACCUUGUUACGCAACCACAAGUUAUAUGCAAAUACGACACGUACUCAGAUAAAAGGCAUGAAAUAACAAGUUUUACAUUCGAUAUCUCACUAUUGGCAGAUGUAGGAAAAUUUCUUCAAGUAAGAUUCAUACCAAUAAGCUCAGACAAACCCUGUAUCUGGAAAGGAGAGUGGUUCGAACACAUCUGGAAUGUUAGCUUGAUAAACGAUGUAUCAAAGGAUAAUAAUAAUAACUGCAGUUUGAAGGAGGGUCGGAGACCAAGUGGAGAAUAUAUAAAGACUGUUCAAUGCAAUUUUCAAAUACAAAUUGCACUACCCACGGGUUAUUGUUCCGUAUUUGAAUUAGUUGACGAUCGAUGCAGUAAAAUCGUUUCAAGAUUAGAUACAGAACCGUGUAUCUGGAUAAAACGUUGCGUGAAUUCUUUUGAAAAUGCGCCGCACAUUGAUAACACCAAAGUGAUAGCAUCAAGUUCGUACCUAUUGUUGCCAAUUAUUGCCGUUCUACUGAUCGUAUCGACGAUAGCCGGAGCAGUAUGUUUUUUACGUUAUGUACGCAUACGAAAGGAAGAGGUCAACCUCUACGUGAACCCGCAGCACGACGACUUCUUGAAUCCCACUUGUCUCAAAUCUACGAACUUCGAUAUUGUCGACGGCAGCGAGAAGGGAGUCGAUCACGACAAUACUGCGUGCGAUGACAUCAUUCUUCUGUACACCAAAAGCUCAACAUCUUUUAUGACACUGAUGAAAGAUUUCCGAGAAACUCUCGCCAAAAUAUGCUCUUGUUCCGUGUACGACUGGCACGACGGAGCUGAAUGGAAUAACGUAGCGAAAGUUGGUGCUGUUUUGUGGUUCACUGAGUUAUUUAACAGCGGAUGUCGUGUUGUUUGGAUCGACACGCCGACCAGCAGAUCUGUCGUUAUGUCAAACUCGAGAGAAAGCAAUACGAAUGUAAAUAAGGUCAAUAAAUAUUAUGAAAUAGGUGAUUUUCGCGACGUAGCGUUUCCAGUGGUGCUUGAUUUAGCAAAACGUAAUACAAGAAACGUUAUACAUCAGUAUCGCAGGCAUUUCGUUGUGAGAUUCGGCGAUCUGGAAAACACGAGGAAUUUGAAUGAUCCGUUCCUUGAUCUUUCGCCUCACGCGCGAUAUCGUAUGCCACAACACCUUAUGCAAUUGUGUUCGGACUUGUCAGUAGUAAAACCAAUACUUUCCAAGUAUCAGAUGAAGGCGGAGCAAGAUCUUUUGCAGCAGCGAUUAGAAUCGUUAAUGUGAAAUUGUUGGCCGUGAAUUAUUAUACAAGAGAUAUCAGUGUUCUCGUAACUAACGAUACAAAUGAGAAAUGUUCUAUAUUUCUCAUUCUUUAUCGUCCAAAAUAUAUAUAACCGGUUUAUAUUGUUAUACUACUAAGUUGUAACAAUAUAACAACACUGCGCUCUAAUGAAAAAUUACGUCUCAUCCGUCCCGAUUAUGUCAGCGAUUUGUAUAAGUUGAUUUUUUUUUUGUACGGUAAUACCGAAUGUAAAGAAUUUACAUUCUGUUUCUUCUCAGGUUUAGUCAAUUGCGAACACUUGUUCGGUGCAAAUUUGCAUAAUAUGGCAAAAAAAGUAUAGUACGUAUAGUUUUUAAGUUUUUAAUUCUUAAAGUUUAUAUAUAUAUAGUUUAUGUGUGUAUAUUUAUCACACGUUGUGUGG
Pseudomyrmex gracilis is the source of this 2540-nucleotide messenger RNA. RefSeq lists its product as uncharacterized. The record is from RefSeq and is a predicted model, not a curated record. The transcript has 11 exons. Bases 286 to 2121 code for a protein of 611 amino acids. NCBI's taxonomy places the organism in Eukaryota, Metazoa, Arthropoda, Insecta, Hymenoptera, Formicidae.